AUGGAGGAUCUACGGCAGUAUAGAAUCGAGAAGGACUAUGCACUGAGCAAAGACACAAUGCGAAGGUUUCUCUUUACCUUUGAGAGUGCAGGCACAUUGAAGUACAUGGCGCAAAUAAAGACCCUUCCUAAAACUAAGACAAUCGACAUAGACGUGGCUGAUAUUCUUGAAGACGGAAAUACAGACUUGUAUGCUGAGGUUCUGAAUAAUACUUGCAGAUACCGAGAGAUUGUUUACGAAAUUGUGGACGAAAUGCUAAAGGAGGAGGAAAUAGAAAUGCCAAAGGAGGAUUUGUUCUUUGAGCACAGAAAGGCUCGGGUUAUGGAAAGAUAUCCAAAUAAGUCCGUGUUUGAGGUGCUCACAAAGAGCAUUCUUCGAUACUAUAGUGUAAACAUAUACAGAACAGACUUCCUGUCUUUCAAUCAGGUAACCCCUGAUAUUAUUGGGUCCCUUGUGUGCAUUCGGGGAAUUAUAAGCAAAGCAUCAGACGUGCAUCCGUCUAUUUCAGUGGCUGUGUUUAUGUGUGAUUCGUGCACCUCUGAAGUAUUCCAGGAGGUAGAAGGAGAAACCUUCCUUCCUCUCUCAGAGUGCCAAUCUGAAAAGUGUCGCGCAGGGAGAACAAAGGGCACUCUGCACCUGCAGACUCGCCCCUCUAAGUUCCGCUCAAAGCAAGUUUUCCGGAUCCAGGAGCUUUCAUCAGAAGUAGAGCCUGGAAGAGUUCCAAGGUCGCUUAACGUUGAGGUUUAUGACGGCCUUGUGCGCGCAGCUGUUCCUGGAACAGAAGUGGCAGUUUCUGGAAUAUUCCUUCCAAAGCCAAAUGAGGGUAUUCAAAAAAUGCGAAUGGGCCUGCUGAGCGACACAUACAUUCUUGGAUCGUAUGUAUGUCCUACAAAAAAAGCAUCUGCACUGCCAGUCGCCCCAAGAGACAGGGCUGCAGAAUGUGCGGUAGAUGCCGAGUCAGAGGAUAAAAUAAGUAAUGCGAAUGACCAACAGGAGAAUAUAUUAGGAGAAGAGAACUCACCCGGCACAGUUGAUCUGAUGGCAAAAUCAAUAGCUCCCGAAAUAUCAGGAAUGGAUGAUAUAAAGAAGCUUUUGCUUCUAAUGCUCAUUGGAGGAGAUACAUGCACAGAAGGUGGGCUGCGAAUUCGUGGUGAAAUAAACAUUCUUUUAGUUGGUGAUCCUGGUGUGGCAAAAAGUCAGCUUUUAAAGGCAGUGUGUAGGCUUUCGCCAAGGGGCAUAUUCACAACCGGAAAAGGCGCCAGCGGGGCAGGUCUCACUGCAUGCGUUUCAAGAGACUCUGAAACUGGAGAGCAUAUUCUUGAAGGAGGUGCGCUGGUCAUGAGCGAUGGGGGCAUCUGCUGUAUUGAUGAAUUUGAUAAAAUGCAUGAAAGCGACCGGUCCUGUGUCCACGAGGCAAUGGAGCAGCAUAGAAUAAGCAUCUCAAAGGCAGGUAUCAACACAACACUAAACGCAAGGUGCUCUGUCUUAGCAGCAGCAAAUCCAAUUAAGGGAAGAUAUGUUGAGAAAAAGGGAAUUGCCUGGAAUGCAGGCCUUCCAACCGCACUUAUUUCUCGAUUUGAUGCGGUAAAGGUCAUCCAAGACAUAGCAGGAAAAGGAGAUGAAGAAAUAUGCAAACAUAUUCUAGGAGUUCACAAAAGAAAAGGCGCCAUCUCAGGCGUAAUGCCCUUUGAAAAGCUGGCAUUGGAAAUAAAUAAAUGCAAGCUGGUUGAGCCCUCCCUAGGCCCAGGUGUUCAGGAAAGAAUAGUUUCCGCAUAUUCUCUUGAGCGAGCAAAGGAUGCAAAAAUGCCUGGAAAGGGCCUCCCAGGGACAGCCAGACGAGUUCUUUCUGUUCUUAGAUUCUCCCAAGCGCUUGCAAAGGCACACAGAAGAAAGACUGUUACAGUUCAAGAUGUUGAAGAAGUCCUUCGUCUUCUCGGGUGUGAGGCAAUUAGUAUAUACGAUAUUAUUAUGGAAAUGCCCGGCGGGUGCAGCGGAUCUUAUAAAGUAUUAGAGCUGGAUGCAAUAUACCAAGAGGCCAGCCGCUUUGACAUGAAUGAAAUAGAUGAAUGCAUCCGCAAGCAGGUAGAUAUCGGGGCAUGGUCUCUGAACGGUGACAAACUUACUAUUUUUACAUAACUGUCCUAUUUGCUACUAAUAAAU
Messenger RNA from Nematocida parisii ERTm1, 2160 nucleotides. Its product is annotated as DNA replication licensing factor. Lineage: Eukaryota; Fungi; Microsporidia. Gene Ontology annotation, biological process: DNA replication initiation; DNA strand elongation involved in DNA replication; double-strand break repair via break-induced replication. The record is from RefSeq and is a predicted model, not a curated record. The transcript has a single exon. Gene Ontology annotation, cellular component: nucleus; MCM complex. Gene Ontology annotation, molecular function: ATP binding; single-stranded DNA helicase activity; ATP hydrolysis activity. The coding region runs from base 1 to 2136 and encodes 711 amino acids.